UUUGCUCUCUUCGUUCCCGGUUCGUUGCUCUUGCGCUUGUUUUGCUGCUGGUUCCCUCACUCAGUUCCGUCACGCUGCCUGCAACAACCUCCGCAGAUCCACUCCACUCAUUGCUGGUGGGAACGAAUUUCGCCACAGGCACGCUGCACGUACGCGACAAGGACCAACUCUGUUUACUCGCGCCCACCGCUGACUUGACUGCUCCGCUCGGCUCCACCAACCGACGCCGCAUGUCUGCCGCCGCUGCCGCCCCCACCGUCGAGAAAUCAGCCCCGGAGCUCGUGCAGCCGGCGGGGCCGACGCCGGGAGGCACCCUCCCGCUGUCCGCCAUCGACAAGACCGCGGCGGCGCGCGUCUGGGUCGUCUUGGUCCAGGUGUUCCCCCAGGCCGCAGGAGACGUCGUCGGGGGCCAGGACGCCGCCGUGGCGGCGAUGCGCGACGGCUUCGCGAGGGCGCUGGUGCCGUACUACCCGGUGGCCGGCCGCAUUGCGUACGUGAGCCCCGGGGAGCCCGUUGUGGACUGCACCGGCCAGGGCGUCUGGUUCGUGGAGGCCGCGGCGAGCUGCGCGCUCGCCGACGUGAACUACCUCGAGCGCCCGCUGCUCAUCCCCAAGGAGGAGCUGCUCCCGUGCCCGCCCCCGGAGGAGAAGCUCGAGGAUCUCAUCAUCAUGGCCCAGGUGACCAAGUUCACCUGCGGCGGGCUCGCCGUCGGCAUCAGGUUCAGCCACAUGGUGUUCGACGGGCAGGGCGCGGCUCAGUUCCUCAAGGCGGCCGGCGAGAUGGCGCGUGGGCUGCCGGCGCCGUCGGUGGCGCCGGUCUGGGACCGCGACGGCGGCCCGCCCAAGCUGCCGCGUGGCCCCGCGCCGCCGUUCACGGCGUUCAGCUUUGUCACCCAGGCGGUCGAUAUCUCGCCGGAGAGCAUCGCGCGCAUCAAGGACGGGUUCAGCGCGGCGACGGGGCAGACCUGCUCCACCUUCGACGCCGCCACGGCCGUGGUGUUCAAGUGCCGCGCGCUGGCGGCGGGGCUCCCCGACGACGCCGAGGUCCGGCUCGCCUUCGCCGCCAGCACGCGGCACCUCCUCCGGGGCGUGCUGCCGUCGGUGGAAGGCUACUACGGCAACUGCGUGUACCUCGUGGUCGCCACCCGGACCAGCAAGGCCAUCCGCGAGGCGCCGCUGCAGGAGGUGAUCGGCCUGACGCGGGGGGCCAAGGAGGCGCUCACCGCGCGGUUCACGGACUGGAUGCGCGGCGGCGCCAUGGAAGACCAUUACAGCGUGGCGCUAGACUACGGCACGGUGACGGUGUCGGACUGGAGCCGCGUCGGGUUCAACGAGGUGGACUACGGCUUCGGCGAGCCGGGGUACGUGUUCUCGCUCAACGACCACGUCAACGUCGUCGCGUCGGCGAUCUACUUCAAGCCGCCAGCGCCCAAGCGCGGCAUCCGGCUCAUGCUCCGCUGCGUUGAGGAGCCGCACGCCGCCGCGUUCGCCGACGAGCUCGCCAUGUACGCCUAGGUGGUGGUUCUUGGCUUCGCUUUGGUGUGCGUGCGUUCUCUCUCUCUCUUUUUUAAUCGGGUUUCUUAGAACCUGCUGCUCCUUGGAGCUCUCUCCGCAUCUCACGCGGCACGUGUCACCCAGUUGUGCGACUUGCAGAAGUACUGCACCAGGGGACGGCAUGCACUCGGGUCAAUGGGACUGUGGCUGCACUGACCAAACGCUGCGACCAAUGAGAUUUAAAAUACGGACGUGCGUACCAUGCCCUAAUGGGACUGUAGCAUGAUUCAUUCGGGGUAACGGACGUGCGUAGGCCCGUGUACCAUGCUAUGUGCAGUCGUCCAGACUUGCAGCACGCUUCACGCACGGUGCUUGCUUCGUCUACUCGUUUGUUUUAAAAUAAAUGCACUCUAGACUCUAUUUGAGUCCCACCUUCUAAAGCAAAGUGAUUAAACUUUUA
Molecule: messenger RNA, 1953 nt
Organism: Panicum virgatum (switchgrass)
Lineage: Eukaryota; Viridiplantae; Streptophyta; Magnoliopsida; Poales; Poaceae
Product: acyl transferase 5-like
Exons: 3
Coding region: 231-1514 (427 amino acids)
Source: RefSeq, a predicted model, not a curated record